AUGGUUGUAAACGGUCAAACACCCGUAUGUACUCGCAGCUUUGUGUCCGGUGACAACAUGUCGGUGAGGAGAGAGCCGAGUGGAACAGGCCGCGCGGAGCCGAAUGGACGGAUAAAAGCAGACAGCCAGACGGGGCUUUAUCCGGAGACGCGCAGGCAGGGGAUGUUAUCCGUACUGUCUUAUGGAAGACUGGUUGCCAGGGCUGUCCUGGGCGGACUCUCUCAGACUGACGGUCGGGACUACAGUCUGAUCACCGCCAGUUAUGGCUUCGGUAAAGACUUUCGUAAGGGGAUCCUGAAGAAAGGGAUGUGCUACGGCGACGACGCCUGCUUCAUUGCGCGGAAUAGAACUGCGGACGUUUUGGGUGUGGCAGAUGGUGUAGGAGGUUGGCGUGAUUAUGGCGUUGACCCGUCUCAGUUCUCUGCCACCUUAAUGAGGACUUGCGAGAGACUAGUAAAGGAGGGCCGCUUCACUCCCAGUAAUCCAGUGGGCAUUCUGACCUCCGGCUACUAUGAGCUCCUACAGAACAAAGUUCCACUUCUAGGGAGCAGCACAGCCUGUAUUGUGGUUCUGGAUCGAAGGAGUCACCGGCUUCACACGUGUAACCUUGGCGACUCUGGAUUCUUAGUAGUACGAGGUGGAGAAGUCGUCCAUCGUUCGGAUGAGCAGCAGCACUAUUUUAACACACCCUUCCAGCUGUCCAUCGCUCCUCCAGGAGCUGAAGGAGUGGUGCUCAGUGACAGUCCCGAAGCAGCUGACAGCUCCUCUUUUGAUGUGCAACUGGGUGACAUCAUCUUAACAGCCACCGACGGACUAUUUGACAACAUGCCAGACUACAUGAUUCUACAAGAGCUUAAAAAACUCAAGACUACAAACUAUGACAGCAUUCUGCAGACUGCGCAGAGUAUUGCAAAGCAAGCUCAUGACCUGGCCUACGAUCCCAAUUAUAUGUCCCCUUUUGCACAGUUUGCCUGUGAUAACGGGCUGAAUGUAAGAGGAGGGAAACCAGAUGAUAUUACGGUGCUGCUUUCUAUUGUGGCUGAAUAUACAGACUAAAAGUGUGCGUAUGUGUGAGUGUGCUUCUCUGGGGCUGACCCUUCCUCGCCAUCUGCCUGAGUCUUCCACCUGCAGCCCUCCCAACAUGCACUGCAGGCUGACAGGGGGAGGUCCAUCAACACCGCUCACUCUCCGCACAGCAUGGCUGACAUCCACUGGUGUUUUAUUUAUUUAGUUUUCGUCCACUGUUUGAAGUAGGUUGGGAACAGUCGUGGGCCGGAGACUGUGAGGAUUUUAUCCCGGUGACCAAUGGUGCAAAAGGAGCCUGAGAAUGGCAGACCGAUACCCCGCACGGCACCAGCUUUUAGG
This is a messenger RNA of Menidia menidia (Atlantic silverside), 1365 nucleotides long. NCBI's taxonomy places the organism in Eukaryota, Metazoa, Chordata, Actinopteri, Atheriniformes, Atherinopsidae. The record is from the annotation of a GenBank genome assembly.